This is a messenger RNA of Amphimedon queenslandica, 1622 nucleotides long. RefSeq names its product TNF receptor-associated factor 4-like. The record is from RefSeq and is a predicted model, not a curated record. NCBI's taxonomy places the organism in Eukaryota, Metazoa, Porifera, Demospongiae, Haplosclerida, Niphatidae. Gene Ontology annotation, molecular function: zinc ion binding. The coding region runs from base 30 to 1469 and encodes 479 amino acids. The transcript has a single exon.
AUUAACUUAUUCAUAUCGUAUUAUGUAUUAUGGCAUAUCGAUAUCCGAGGGCAUAUCAGGGCGAGUAUCAGAGUCUUUUUAGUUUUGAUGAUGAUACUUUUCUUAACACUACCUUUCUUGGAGAAGAGUUGGAAGUAGAAGAAGCGUCGGAAGAAGAAGAUGAGUCGGAAGAAGAUGAAUCGGAAGAAGAUGACUGUGAAAGAUUAAGAGACUAUGAAAGGGGUGGGCCCAAGACUACACCAUCACCAGAAAUAAUAUCAAAAGAUGAGCUUUCAUUCGUAGAAGAGGUGCCUAAACAAAUUGAGAUAGAGUGUCCAGUUUGUCUUAAUAUCUUGACAAAUCCACACCAGGUGAGCUGCUGUGGUAAAAAUUUUUGUGGGUCUUGUAUUGAGAGAGUAAAGGAUAAUAAUGGAUCCUGUCCCAUGUGCAAUCAUUCGAAAUAUCAAUCGUUUCCAGAUAAGAACGUCUCUCGUAUCGUUAAUGGGUUACGAGUCUAUUGUACUAAUAAGAAGAAAGGAUGUCAAUGGAAAGGAGACUUGAAGGAUCUACUUAUUCAUCUUAAGAAAGGGAAGAGAGAAGGAGAAUGUCAGUUUGAAGAAGUAAAGUGUCAAUACGAUAAAUGCCAAACAAAGGAUCAACGUCAGAAUCUCCUUAUUCAUGAAAAGGAUGACUGCAAUGAACGACCGUAUAAGUGUGAGCAUUGUGCUAUAACACAUAGCUAUACUUUUAUCAUUGGAGAGCAUUUAAAAACCUGCCGAAAGUACCCUACAAAAUGCCCUAAUGACUGUUCCAAAGUAAUACCGAAAGAAAGUGUUCCUGAUCAUUUGACCCAGUGUCCAUUGCAGCCAGUAGAUUGUGAGUUUAGUUGGGCUGGUUGUAAUGAUAAGCCAUUACGUAAAGAUGUAGAUGAGCACACUAAUGAUACUAAACACAUGACACUAUUAGCUGUAGCUUGUGGACAGUUGAAGAAAGAAAAUGCUCGAAUGUUUGCUUUUCUUGGUGUCAUUAACAAUGAUACAUAUCCUAUUCUACCAGUCACAGUUAGUAGACGUGAUGAUGUUGUUCACUUUUAUACUGAGCUUGGUGGUCAUCACAUGUCAGCAGUUCUAACUCGUUCAUAUGAAGGAAUGUCAUUACUACUUGCAUUUCAUGAAGGAAAGUUUGAUGGACUCUGCACACUUGACUAUCUAAAAGUUUUUAUGUUACUUGAUUCUGGUGAUGCAAAACCUGUGCCAAUACGGUCACACAAAAAGUUGGCACAUGAUGUUCUUGGUCUGCCAUUGCAUCAGCACAGCAUACGUCAGGGCAGCUACAAAGGGCGGGCCUCACGUGAGACUAGCCAUCAUAGACCACGUAGAAUACCAGAUGAUGAAGCAUCAAUUUGUUUACAGGUCUCCCUCAGCUCCAUCAAGUUAAUAAACAUCAUUCUUACUUCUCCUAAUGAAGUCACAAUUGUUUUUUCGAAAUGAAGUUUGGAUUUUUGUAGAUAUGCACUGUUUGAAAAAAAAGAAUUAAACAAUUUUUUGAACAAAUCCUGAUGUCAUGAUUUGUUCAAUGAUUCUGACAUUGAUAGACUUUAUGUUUCUUCAAUUGGUAUUAUAAGAAAAACAUUCCUGUUAUCA